AUGGCUAAUUUUGAAGAAAAUGUGAUGGUUGCUUUGUAUUGGGGUGGUGAAAUAAUUUCUGACAUGAGCGGAUUUAGAUACAGCGAAGGUGCUGGAAUGAUUGUUAGCAUGUCUAUUUCAACUAGCUACAUUGAACUAGUUGCAAUGUUGCAUGAAAAAAUGAGGACAAACAGUGAAAAUAUUCAAAUGGAUAUUUCUGGAAAAUAUCCAUGCUCAUUUCAAGGAAACAUUACAAGGUUUAUUGAAUUUAAAAUAGAGAAUGACCAGUCUUUGCUACAAUUUCUCGUCAUUCCUAAAAAAUUUUCGAAUAAAAUUAUGUAUGUAAAGACUAGACCAACAAAUCAUGAUAAUCUAUUUCAAAUGAAUGGUCAGCAUGGUUAUCAUAUGAAUUUAUUAGCUCAAAAUUAUGGAUUUGCCAUGCUCAGUCAUCCUCAUUUUGCAUAUACUGCAACCCCUAGUAUCCAUCAAUCACUUGAUGCAAGCCCUAACGAACAUGAGUAUCAAUCAUAUGAUGAAGGAUUAAGUAGUCAAGGACACAUUGAAAGUGGCCACAGACAAUAUGACAUCAGGUGGGAGGAAGAUGAACCUUCAGAAGAUGAUGGAGAAAGUGAAAUUUUAGAAAGUGAAUCUGAUGAAGAUACCAAUGAUAGUGAAGAUUUAACUCAAAAUGAUAUUGGUGUAAAUCUUCAUAAUCAAUUUGGUCAAAGUGUGUCUGAAAUGCAAAAUCAUGAUAUACUCUACUUUACAACAUUAGAGAAUGAAGAAGAUAUUUUUAUCUCUACCCGUGAAUCUGAGAUGAAUUGUUGUUCUGUUUGGUCUGACGAUGGCAAAAAUGAUUCAAAAAAAGGAAUGUGUUUUAGCAGCAAAGAUAGAUUGAAACGGUCUAUGACAAUUUGGAGUUUGCGCAAAAAUAAAGAAUUCAUAGUUGUAACAUCAAGCAAGAAACUAUGGAUUGUCAGAUGCAAGUUUCACAAAUCAUUAGGUUGUCGAUGGUUUCUUCGAGGCCGAAAGGUUGGAGGUAGCCUUUGGAAGAUAGGAAAGUAUUUUGAUAAUCAUAGAUGUGAGACUGAAGGGCUUACUACAAUCCAAGCUAACCUAGAUACCAAUUUAAUUGCAUCUUUGUUUCUAAAUCAAAUACAUAAAAAUCCCAAAUUGUUGGUAGUACAUGUCAUUUCUAAGGUUCAUGAGAUAUUUGGUCAUCAAGUAACAUAUAGGAAAGCGUGGCUUGGACGUCAACAAGCAUUUAAAUUGGUGUAUGGUGAUUUUCAGAAAUCAUUUAGUGAGCUUCCUAAGUUUUUUGCAGCUUUUCAACACUUUAACCAUGGAACAAUUGUAGAAUGGAAACACGAAGAGUCAAUGAGUUCGUUAGAGGUAAAAACGUUUAAAUUUGUAUUUUGGGUUUUCAAGCCAUGCAUUGAUGGAUUCCUAACUUGUCGUCCAGUUAUUUCAGUAGAUGGAACCCAUUUGUAUGGUAAAUAUGAGAUAAAAUUAUUAAUUGUAGUUGGAAUUGAUAACAUUCUUCCUCUAGCAUUUGCUAUUGUUGACAGGGAAUCGGAAGAGGCAUGGAAAUGGUUUUUUAGAAAACUAAGCGCACAUGUAAUAAAGGAUAGAGAAGAUGUAUGUAUUAUCUCUGAUAGGGCAAAAGAAAUCUUAGCUAGUUUAUCGGAGUUGUGGGAAGAAAAUGAAGAAGCAUAUGAAUAUCUCAUGCAAUUUCCAUUGGACAAAUGGACGAUUAGCCAUGAUGAUGGAAAAAGAUGGGGAGUGUUGACAACAAAUCUUUCAGAGUCUUUCAACGGUCUUCUAAAGAAAGCUCGAGGAUUGUCUUUCACUGCCAUGGUGACACUUUCAUUGGAGCAAAUAGUUGAACGGACAUAUGAGGUUACUGAAAGAAUGGGAGGGCUAGCUAGAAAUUUUGUUAGCGAAUAUUUCACAACAGAGAAUUAUGUUGCUACAUAUUUUGGGUCAUUCUCACCGGUUGGGCACGAGGCAUAUUGGCCAUCUCCAAGUUUUAUAAUGAGAACUAAUGAAUUCUAUCAUCGUCCUAAUCGACAAAGGACAACUAGAGUACCUAAUGAGAUGGAUCGUGGUCCUGCAGUAUAUGGGCGAGCUUGCGGGUUGUGUAGAUAG
Capsicum annuum is the source of this 2127-nucleotide messenger RNA. RefSeq lists its product as uncharacterized. The transcript has 5 exons. The record is from RefSeq and is a predicted model, not a curated record. Lineage: Eukaryota; Viridiplantae; Streptophyta; Magnoliopsida; Solanales; Solanaceae. The coding region runs from base 1 to 2127 and encodes 708 amino acids.